This is a messenger RNA of Helobdella robusta, 498 nucleotides long. RefSeq lists its product as hypothetical. The transcript is spliced from 3 exons. Bases 1 to 498 code for a protein of 165 amino acids. The record is from RefSeq and is a predicted model, not a curated record. NCBI's taxonomy places the organism in Eukaryota, Metazoa, Annelida, Clitellata, Rhynchobdellida, Glossiphoniidae.
AUGUUGAAAAAUACAGUCAUAAGCACAGUUUGGAAGUUGGAGGUGCUAGUACCUGAGAAGUUCGACCCGCACUACUUGAACGUCGAUAGCCAUCCAUUCAUCACGAGGGCGAAAAGGCUGAAAAUCGAUUUGGGCCAAUGUUUGGAGAGUUUCCCGUACUCAAAGUUUAUCACUGAAUAUGAAACUCUUUUCAUCGGACCAUCAUUAGAAAUGAAAAAUGGUUCCUUAGUGAAGUACUUCAUGACCGCCAAAGUGCCCAUCACGAAAGACCAACGAAACGAUGUGUACCAUAUAAUGAGCGAGGAUGAAGAAAUUAAGAUGCAUUUUGAAAUCUUUGGUGAAUUUUUGGCCAAACAUUUGACCAGAGAGUGUACUUUCAUCCACACCAGGUCGAAAAAUAUUGACUACAAAAUUCCAGAAUUUCAAGUCGUCCUCGAAGGAAACACUCAUAUAGACGCCAUACAUGAGCUCAUCACACUUACAAACCUUUUCAUUUAA